This is a messenger RNA of Acytostelium subglobosum LB1, 1158 nucleotides long. RefSeq lists its product as hypothetical. The coding region runs from base 1 to 1158 and encodes 385 amino acids. Lineage: Eukaryota; Evosea; Eumycetozoa; Acytosteliales; Acytosteliaceae. The transcript has a single exon. The record is from RefSeq and is a predicted model, not a curated record.
AUGGACCAGAUAUUCUGGGAUGGAAUGUCAGACUUCUUUGAUGAACUGAAGACACUCAACCUUUUGCCGACAUUACGCUUCCAUAAGACUGGAAACAUGGCAGUUUCACUCAAUCUCAAUAGUGUUCCAAUCAAUGAUAUUGAUAUGAUAUUCGAUGGAGUUGAGUUGAUGCACGGCCCAGUCCAUUCAAACCUGUACCCGGUUACACUCACCAAGUUGAACAUUAUAAACAGCUUUAGGAUUGAUCCUGGCUUUGACCUGUCAGGCCUGCCAUCAUUGCGCACACUAUACAUUGGUAACUUUGCCGAUGAGACAUUGGAUGGAUCAAGAUUACCCCCCUCACUCACAAGUCUGGAGAUUGGAUACGAGGUGGUUCAGCCCCUGGUCAACCUACCACCAAGCCUAACAGACCUGGCCGUUGGUUCGUCUUCCUAUCCCUUCAACAUCAAUCACCAACCUUUGAGAAUGUACAACACACCAUCGAUGCCCAUCGAGAACACUUAUCAACAUACUCAUCUUCAAAAACUGGAGCUUGAGACGAUCAAUAUCAUCUCUAUUCAAUUUAUAACAUCUACUGCAUUCCCAGUUUUGGAGAAUCUGCUGAUUGGUUCGAUGGAGAUUGGGUCGUACGACCUGUCCACAUUGCCAACGUCACUCAAGAGACUGAACAUUAGCCCUGAUGAGGAUGCACGCAUCACCUCCUUUCCAAGUGGUCUCGAGCAUCUCGAAAUGUCACUCAUCUAUGCCAUCAGCAUUAAGUUGUCAAUUGGUCUGUGGACACAAUCACCACGAAUCAAAACACUCAUACUCAAUCGUUAUAAGUACCCAUUGGAGGCUGGGGACUUACCUCCAGCUUUGACUAGUUUGACAUUCCCAAAAUAUGAUCCACCAAGAGCACUUGAUCCAACUGUGAUGCCAGCAUCACUCAGACAUCUUAAAUGGCAAGGUGGAUGUUCAUUACAGCUGAUCCAGCCAGUACUCAUUCAUUUGACCAACGUCAUUCACUUGGAACUUCAAGUACAGACUGGUAUAUACAAUCUCAGACGUAUCACUCCAACUAUAUUCUUUAGAUUGGUCACAUUGAUAAACUCUGGUUUCAUCCAUAUUGACCAACUUCAAUCACUUCUUGCCUUACCUCUUAGUGCGCCAACCAAAUAA